Molecule: messenger RNA, 623 nt
Organism: Ixodes scapularis (black-legged tick)
Lineage: Eukaryota; Metazoa; Arthropoda; Arachnida; Ixodida; Ixodidae
Exons: 7
Coding region: 34-489 (151 amino acids)
Source: RefSeq, a predicted model, not a curated record
GAGGACAGUCUGGCGGUUGUCCCGAGGUGCUGGAUGCUCGAGGGAAAGCUAGCCUGUUGUUGGCCAAAAGGCCGGCAUCAUAAUUUUAAAAGACUCGUACGCAAAGGAGUGGAGCCGGAUGAAAACUGGUACAUCCAUGGAGUUGUGGUGCUAAAGGAGUGCUCAACAUAUGACAAGGCCCUGAGGGUACUGAAAAGGGCAGAAGAAGACGAGGCACUGGACACCACGGAUGGUGGAGUGGAGCGUGGAUCACCAGGUGACCGUCACUUCCACAGGCGGCCACUUUCCACCCAACAGGCGACGUCGCUGCCUGCACCACCUCCUGGUCUUGCCUGUGGAGUAUUUGGCCCAAGAGCUUCAUCGCCAGUUGCCACUGACGCCGCAAGGUCAAGCUUCGUUUUUGACCACCAGCUGCCUGCAACGACUUCUAUGAUCACAGCUUUAUCGCCACCUACCAAUGAUGCGGGAAGGCCGGCAAGCUGCGCUUAAGACUGCCAACCACCCCCCCCCCCCCCCAGCAACAGUUCCUGCACUCACAGGCUUUGAGUCACAGGUACUAAAGCUGCUCUUGGAGCAGCGCCAGCAGCUCCGUGAGCUGUCGCAACAGAACACAGCCCUCAAGG